Molecule: messenger RNA, 4566 nt
Organism: Scleropages formosus (Asian bonytongue)
Lineage: Eukaryota; Metazoa; Chordata; Actinopteri; Osteoglossiformes; Osteoglossidae
Product: ankyrin repeat and fibronectin type-III domain-containing protein 1
Exons: 19
Coding region: 658-3804 (1048 amino acids)
Biological process (GO): establishment of mitotic spindle orientation; regulation of establishment of bipolar cell polarity
Cellular component (GO): spindle
Molecular function (GO): protein binding
Source: RefSeq, a predicted model, not a curated record
UCGUAAUGAUGUGGAAAGAAGUAACUCCAGUAUUGUGCAACAUGUACUGUGCAGAAAAGACUCUGAGGUGAAGAUCUUCCAACGGUGGAGGGAAACUGCAGAGCUAAAUUCAUCCUCAGCCUUGACAAUCUUGACAUCAUUUGCAUGAAGAGUCAUGUGGUAUUUUUUCACACGCAGCAGAUAGCUUAAGUUUUUUCUGUUGACAGUUCUCUAGAUAAACUGGACAGAGCUGGUAAGGGAGAGAGAGAGAAAGAGAUGGAAAGAGUCGCAGAAGGUGUGGGGAGAGGGUGGUAGAUGUCAAAGAAAUGCUUGGUGCCUUAAUUCGGUGUUUAAAAAGCCUGCUUAUUAUUUGUUUUCUUGCUGCUGAUCUGAACUCUCACCAUGGUGGAAUACAAUGAAGGCAAGACUUGAAAAAUGUCAAGCAAUAGCAAGAUAUUCAUCAAGUCACCUGUUCAAAAGUCAUGGAAUAAUUGUUUCAUCAGAUCUCCCCAAGGCACCCAGUCACUUUUGGAUUCAUUGCGGCACAAAGCACAGAAGGAACUGGACAGAAUGGACUGCCAGCAGUAGGACACGCUACUGUGCUGGUUUUCCUCUCCAAACGCAACUGUUUCCUGCAGUUCCUUAUCUUAGGCCAUCACCACUUUCCACAAGUUCCUAAUGUCCUUGAGAAACCCACCACUGAGACGGCGUUCCCUGGGGUCUGUCUCCCCUAAACGUCUCUACAGGAACCUAUCCGUCAGGCUAAGGGGUGGGGAGUCUCUAAGCAGUGGAGAUUCUGAGCCACCUAGACACCCCAACAAGGCUGCUCCCGCCUACAAGAACCUAUGGGAGGCGGUGGAGAAUGAGGACACACUGGCCGUAAAGAGCCUGCUAUCCAAGGACAGGGAAUAUGAAAGAGGAAUGGGGAGAGGGGAGAGGAAGGGGAGUGAAUCAGAGGAGCAGGCGAGUGAAGUGAACAUGUUGAGCGAGGAGGGCCUGGUCCCGCUUGACGUGGCCAUUCUCACGCAGAAUUCUACACUGCUCCGUGUUCUCAUGAAGGCUGGAGGCAGACACAACCCCCACGUCAAUCAUCCUUCUGAGUGGGCAAAAAAGCUGGAUGCCUUGGUGGAUCUGGCAGGGGACCAAGUGCAGAAAUGGAGAGAGACAAUGCUGGAGAGGGCAGGGGCAGGGCCUGGGGUGGGGCUACAAUGGCAGGCUGAAGCCCAGAGGCAGCUACGCAUAUGGACAGUCCGCCGACAGCUCUACUACAGGAUGCGGGACAGCUUCCGUCGCACAGUUCUUCCAGGUCCUCCAAGCUCAGUGUCUUUGGUAGUGAGCAGCGCCAGCUCGCUGACUGUGUCUUUCAAAGAACCAACCAUUAACACCAUGGGCCUAGUCACUUGCUACAGAGUGGAGUGGAGUACCUCGCCUAGCUUCCAACCAAUUUGUGGAUCCGACUUGGUCUUGAACACCAAGAACCUGACUUACACCAUCACUGGUCUAGAAUCUGGGGUGCGCUACUGUGUCCGAGCGAGUGCUUACAAUGUGAAGGGAUGGGGUCCGGCUCAGGGUUCCAGGCCUGUCAGCAUUGCCCCCUCCAGCUGGAGCGAGUGCAGUGGCGUGAGGCUGCGGAACAGGAAUCAGGUAGCAGGAGUGAUGAGACUGCUGGAGCAGAUCAGAGAACCACAGUACAGGGGAUAUUGUGCAGAGAGCUCUAGACAGCAAGGACCCAGUAAGCGUGUUUCUUUUUCUCGCGGACUCAAGCACCUCUUCCACACAACAGUCAAGUUUGUCAGCCUUCUACAGAGGGGUGUGUACCUAGCAUCUGUGUUCUACCAUAAGGAGAAUAUCCUGUUAACUCCCAAUGAUCAGAUCCCUUUGGUUGAGAUCCAAAAUUGUUCAACUUCCAUCACUCAGGACUUCCAGUGGGUUGCAAAGUUGUCCUGUGCGUGGCAGCGGGUACCAGGUCUACAGCAAGCGCUCUCCUCCUCACUGUCAUCAUCCUCCUCCCUUCUCCAGAGUCGGCACAACAUCCUUCAGGCAGUGGAACACCUACAGUCCUCCCUUGGGACACUGGAUUUAGGGCAGUUGUACUAUGAGCCUCUGAAAGACAGACAAGGGAAUGUCCUGCUAGUGACCCUGAGGGAGUGCUCACCCCCCAUCCAGCCUGUAAAUCCUUUGCUUCGCUGGGCUCCUCUGUCCUGCCUGGAAAGGAGCAGGUGUGGGGCUAUCCUGCUGCCUGAACCCACAGUCAUGGAGGCUCUGACUGAGAAUCUCAAGGAGAAACUCUCCUAUCAUAGACGUAGUCUGCAGCAAGCUCAUGCUGGUCUCUAUGUGGGUAUACUGAAGCUGUGCAGCUCAGUGGAGCAGAUCCGAGUUCUGGUUCCACAGAAACUGCCCAACCUCUUGUGCCACACUAGGAUCCGGCAUAACCCUCACGUCACCCGGGAAGAAUGGGAGUGGCUGCACAACCUCAGUGCGAUUGACACCGGUGGGAGCACCUCAGCAGACCAGGAACCUAAUGGAACAGAGAGUGCUGGACCAAGGGAUUUUGCGAGGGCACUAAGAUCUGCCAUCACUCACCUGUUAACAAAGCUCAGCAUCCCCAUCCACAGGGCAUGUGAGUACCGUGUAUAUACACAAGAGCUGUUGCAAAUCAGGGAAGAUGUAUCUCUCCUGCUGCUACUCCCCCCCAGUGAAGACUUCAGUGCCAGUCCCAGAGUCGAAGAAGGAACAAGGGAUGCAGGCCUCACAGUGCCACUACAGAGCUUUGAGAUGGUGCAUUUCUGGGCCUAUGAGCGUGACUUCCUCUCCCACUACUGUCAAGCAUGGGUGCUGCUGGAACUAGAUGCCCUGCUUUCCCAGCAAGCGCUGCGGGAGGCUCUGGACAGCAAGGAGAUUAAGGAAGCAAAGGAACGCCUUGCUCAUGUCAGUCAGCUUUUACAGGCGCUUGAUGCAUUGUGGAGGGAGAUGCGUUGGAUCACAGAUGCUCUGCAAUGUGUCCGGUCCAAGCACAGCACUAGAGCAGCACCAUUGGCAGUGGUCAUGGGAGCAGAGUUGCCUAUGCAGUCAGUCAAUCAGCAGGAAAUUAAUGGGCAAAAGGCCGACAAAGGAGAUGGGAGUGUGAGCCCAAGGCCCUGCGCUUUGCCUACUUGUGUGCAGAGAGCAGCACAAGCGAAAAUGGGCAUCUCUAAGUCGGGUGCCUUCAGCAGAACCCAAACUGCUGCUGGGUCAGCAGAUGGUGCUAGAGACACUCUGGAUGGCCAGAGAUGCUCCAGGGAAGAUCAAGAACUGGCCAGUGGUGGGGAGGGUCCCUUGGUGCAAUCAAGCACAGCCCCCAAGACUUACACAAGGUUCUCAUCCCAAAGCCUGGGGCAACCAGGAAACUGCAGUGAGCCACUUGGAGAUCUGUGCAUCCAUGGAACCCUGCCUGGUAUAAACACAGGCCUCUUCUCUCAGUUAGGGAAACAGGAUAGCAACAACAGUGACUUGACGUCUGGAAUAAGAGAUGCUUUUGAUGGGUUCAUCCUGGACACAAAUAAGGGUAACAUUUUUAACGGCUUUGGAGAAUCCAGAUUUAGGGACCACUAUCCUGACCUUCAAAAACAAAGAAACCAAUACCUUGAUCAGCACAGUCCAUCUACAAACCAAAUUGCUGGCAGUAAGGCUUCAAGAGACAGACCCAACCAAGGGCCAGUUCUGGAGUUUGACAAUAAUGGAUUCUGGGAGGAUUUUGAGAGAGCAACAGUGCAAACCAGCAGGAGCCAUGGUCUGCCAGCCAGGAGUCUGGUGGAGUGGGUGAGCUCUUCCUCAGAGCAGCCCUGAAAUGAGGUCUUUGAUGAACACAGUUACAGUAUAAUUGAAAUAUGGGUCAGUUGUACAAAGAAAGAAAGAAUAUUAUUGCAUCUGUGAUUAUCUAAAUGGAAUUUAAACACGAAGAACAAGAGUUUAAACAAGAAAAAGUGCACCUGACCAGCACUCCUGGAAAAUAUUACAUGUAGUCCAGUUGUAAGUCGUAUUUCUGUACAAAUGCAUGAAGUAAAUAUAAUUUCUCCUUUAUGACAGAACAGACCUUGUCACUGAAAAGAUUCAUGUAACUGAAUUGGUGUGAUGUGGAUGCAGAGUUGAGGAACUGAGGUUUUGGGCCUAAUUUUACCCCGAUUUUUAUCUGCUUCUGCUGGAAGUGCUCUUCACUGGAUCUUUUUUAUUCAGGAUACAUACUUUUCUUGAAGUGUAUGCCUAUGCCUAUUAUAUUAUGAGUGCAUAAUAUUGUAUACGCUUCAAAAUUCAUGUACUCUGUAAUACUUCUUGUGGCAAAAUUUUGUUCUUUUAACAUCUAGCUCUUGUUAUGGGGCUGGGGUAUUUAAGUUAGCCAUCUAAGCACCUAAAAAUAUAUACACAAUCUAGUGAAUGAAUUUAGGAUGUAAACUGAAUGUUAAAUUAUGUAUUAAAAUAAUGUAUUAUUAAAUAUUUAUUCACAGGUACAAACAGAUUAUCCGUGAUGUUAUGUGCGAAAACCUCUAUGCAAACUGCUGGUAUCCAAACCUUAUUCACUGCAAUAAAUUAUUGCUUAAAUAGAAAACUAAU